ACACUUCACAGACCACACUUAUUUCACACUUGCAUGUGUUUGUACAUGUAACUGGUCAUAAGAGUGUUGGUCAAGUGCUAAGCAUGGCCAUGGAGAGGAUAAGUAUGAUAAUUUGGGUAUGUGGGUUGUUGGUUUUUGGAUUGGCUGGUGGAGUAAUCAGUGGCGGCGGCGGCGGCGGUUCAAGCAGCUGUGGUUUCCCGGCAAUAUACAACUUUGGAGACUCAAAUUCGGACACUGGGGGUCGAUCAGCGGCCUUUGAUGAGCUGCCUCCGCCCAAUGGUGAAACCUUCUUUGGCAAGCCCUCUGGAAGGGCUUGUGAUGGUCGUCUCAUCAUAGAUUUCAUAGCUGAGAAUUUGGGGUUGCCAUACUUGAGUGCCUAUCUGGACUCAAUUGGUACGAAUUUCAGGCACGGUGCAAAUUUUGCAACAGGAGGUUCAUCCAUCCGUCCAGGCGGCUAUAGCCCUUUCCACCUAGACUAUCAAAUCUCUCAGUUCAUACAAUUCAAGUCACGCACCACUGCCCUCUAUAAGAAACUCAGUGACAACAGGAGAACCCCGCCGUUUAAAAGCAGUCUUCCAAGGCCCCAGGACUUCUCAAAGGCUCUGUACACAUUUGACAUUGGACAGAACGAUCUUGCCUAUGGUUUUCAACAUACAAAUGAGGAACUAGUCCUAGCUUCCAUUCCUGAUAUCCUCGACAAGUUCUCACAAGCUGUGAAUCAACUAUACAAAGAAGGGGCGAGAGUCUUCUGGGUACAUAACACUGGCCCAAUUGGCUGCUUGCCAUACAGCAAUAUAUAUUACCAACAAAAGUCUGGUAAUUUGGACCAAAAUGGAUGCGUGAAGCCUCAUAAUGGGGUGGCUCAGGAGUUCAACAGGCAGCUAAAGGACAGGGUGUCCCAGCUAAGGGCACAGCUCCCAAGUGCAAAAUUCACAUAUGUUGAUGUGUAUUCUGCUAAAUAUGCAGUAAUUAGCAACGCGAUGAAUCAAGGAUUUGAUGAUCCAUUGAAGUUCUGUUGUGGCAGUUAUUAUGGUUAUCACAUAAAUUGUGGUAAGACAGCAAUAGUGAAUGGAACAACAUAUGGUAAUCCAUGCAAUAAUCCAUCAAGCCACAUAAGCUGGGACGGCAUACACUACUCUGAGGCAGCCAAUCGAUUGGUUGCAAACAUCAUUCUCAAUGGUACCCUGUCUGAGCCCCCUGUUUCAAUUUCAAAGGCUUGUCAUAGUUCCAUGAUGCUAUGAAUCAACCACCACCGUUCAGCUGCCUAAUGUUAUCUGUAUCGGUUAGUGAUGUUAUAAAUAUUGGUGGAUUUUGGCCUGCAUUAUGUACUCUUUUAUUUAUUCUAUGCUUUUUAUGCAAAAUAAGAGACAUUUUCCCAGAAUUAUCUUAUAAGUUUUUGACGCUAUAUAUCAUGAUGUUACAAGCUGUUUUUUAUUAUCUAAAUUUAGUUAGCUGGUAAUUACUAAAAGAUUUGUAUUUCAGAAAAGACAGAUUGCUCAAAAUGGUUACUACUAUAUUCUCUCU
Molecule: messenger RNA, 1524 nt
Organism: Cornus florida
Lineage: Eukaryota; Viridiplantae; Streptophyta; Magnoliopsida; Cornales; Cornaceae
Product: GDSL esterase/lipase At3g27950
Exons: 5
Coding region: 84-1241 (385 amino acids)
Molecular function (GO): hydrolase activity, acting on ester bonds
Source: RefSeq, a predicted model, not a curated record